Filobasidium floriforme is the source of this 1134-nucleotide messenger RNA. RefSeq lists its product as uncharacterized. The transcript has 9 exons. The coding region runs from base 1 to 1134 and encodes 377 amino acids. The record is from RefSeq and is a predicted model, not a curated record. Gene Ontology annotation, molecular function: nucleotide binding. NCBI's taxonomy places the organism in Eukaryota, Fungi, Basidiomycota, Tremellomycetes, Filobasidiales, Filobasidiaceae.
AUGCCACCUUUCGUCAUUCACUGGGGUAUUAUCGGCUGCGGUUGGAUUUCAGGGGAAUUCGUCAAGGACAUCUCGAUCCAGCGAGACGAUGUCACCGAUGUCUAUCACGCCAUCGCGGCGGUCGGCUCGAGGGAUGUCAGUAAAGCUCAGACGUUUAUCGAGUCUCACUGUCCAGCCGGAGCCAACGGCCAGCAAAAGGGUUUGACGGACGUCAGGCCUGAGGCUUGUGGGAGUUACGAUGAUGUCUACAAUCAUCCGUCCGUAGAUAUCAUCUACAUAGGCACUCCCAACACCGCGCAUUUUUCCGAUGCCAAGGCGGCCCUCGAAGCGGGGAAACAUUGUUUGGUGGAGAAACCGGCUUGUCUGAAUGCUAAACAGUGGGACUGUCUGAGCGGGCUGGCCAAGUCGAAGAACUUGUUCCUGAUGGAAGGCAUGUGGAGUCGGUUCUUUCCCAUCGCCGACGUGCUGGUCCAGAAACUUCAUCAUGAGCGGGUCCUUGGCGAUCUGAAAUUCGUCCAAUCCGAUCUCUCUAUGCCGUUUUAUAACCUUCUCCCGGACACGCACCGGACUAUCGCGAUGGAAUACGCUGGCGGUCCGUUGUACGACCUCGGACCGUACAUCCUCCUCGCCCCCUUGUGGCUUCUCUUUCGGGACCCGAAGAACGAACGGACCCGUCCGAGCCAAGUUACUGGACACAUGCUCAAGGCCAGGACCGGCGUCGACCUGUCGACGAGCGUUACGCUUAGUUUCGACCGACUCGGAGCGGUCGCCGUGGGUACUACCAGUUUCGCGUAUGCGACUUCGAAGGAGACGAAGGUGACCAUCGUCGGCGACAAAGGCGAGGUGAUAGUCCACGAUGGCCCCAACAAUUGGACCAAGAUCACGAUCCGUAGACACGAACCUGGCGAAUCUUGGUAUCAACCUCGAUGGUUGCCAGAAGAGACGAUCGAGAUGCCGGUCGGUGGUGGGUUCGGCUUGAUAUUCGAAGCCAACGCUGUGGCGAGGAGCAUCCGAGAUGGCCAGAUCGAGAACGAACGUAUGCCUCACGUCGAGACUCGCUUGGCGUUGGAAAUCAUCAACGAAGUUCAGAAGCAAGGAGGAUACAAGUUGCCAGCCGGCCUCGAGAAGAUGUAG